Rhineura floridana is the source of this 4497-nucleotide messenger RNA. It is a transcript of the gene ELFN1, whose product is annotated as extracellular leucine rich repeat and fibronectin type III domain containing 1. The transcript has 5 exons. Gene Ontology annotation, cellular component: plasma membrane. The record is from RefSeq and is a predicted model, not a curated record. Bases 1270 to 3660 code for a protein of 796 amino acids. Gene Ontology annotation, molecular function: protein binding. NCBI's taxonomy places the organism in Eukaryota, Metazoa, Chordata, Lepidosauria, Squamata, Rhineuridae.
GUGAGGCUGAGAAGUGGCUUCCUGGGGAGAGGAGAAAGAGGAGUAGGGGCCACCCUGUCUUGGCUCUACUACAAUCACUUCUCUUAUUUGAAAGGAGGCAGAGGGAGCCCUGGAAAAAAAGUUCUCCUUGGUUUCCUAACCUUAUGCGACUUAGAUUUGGGAGGGCCUGGUCUUUGGGGGUGGCCUCAGGGUAUUUUGAAAAGGACCAGCAGGAGAUCCUCUGGACCUUCCACUCCCCAAACACUGAAGCAGUGGACAAGCAGAUCUUAGGAUGCACCAUCUGGGAAAGCACCAAGUGUCCUCCUGGAUUUGCUGUGGAACCUCAAUAAACUGAGCUCCGGCCACAACCAGUGCCUAAAUCCAUUGGUGGCCCCAGAAUGUCAGAGGAACUUUACUGUGAGUCAACAAGACGUUCCACAACACCGCUUGCUGUGCGGGGAAGGAUGACUCUCCAGGCUGGAGAUGUUUAGCCUGAAGAAUGUAAGCGGACACAUAACAGUGGUCUUCAGAACUGGCUGGCACACGGGAGAGAGCCUUUUCAGCUGUGGCCCCAGGCUUGAGGAUGCCCUUCCCCUAGACACCCACUCUGCUCCCUCCCUGAUGGUGAGCCUUUGGGAGGGACUGAAGUUCAAAGGCCAGCCUUGGUGACCGGUCCUUCAAGACCCUUCAAACCUGAGUCCAUUGUGCCUGGCAGCAACACGCAGAGGAUGAGAAGGCAAAAUUCAUGACUUCCGCUGGGGAACAUCCAUUCGGCGGCUGCUUUUGGAUGUCAGCAAUCAGCACCAAGUCCCCGUCACCGAGCAGGAGACCCAAGUGACCCUGCAAGCGCAGCGUGGGAGACGGGCCUGCCGAGAAAGGGGAUGGCGACAGAGCCGAGCACCGACGCGAAGGCCAGCGGCAGGAAAGGAACGAGGAGAGGCCAUGCUGAGAGGGAGAGGAAACUGUGUGCCUGCACCUGAAUCUCCCCCUUCUACCCUCCUUGUCCUGAGUGAGGAUGGCAGAAGAGCAAGCAUUCCAGGAGUCCCUCUGCUGAAGCUUUUGCUGGCGGCGCCUGGGAAAAGGUCAGCGUUGAGCAGGAACUUCCCUUCCCACCCCACCCCUCUGCUGGAUGUUUCCUUCAUGGUCCAAAACCAUGAAGAGAAAGGAGGGAGUGGCAAAGCUCCCCCAGAAACACUAGCCCAAGGCAGGGUUGGGCUGUAAGUCAAAGCAUCCCUUUCCCCCCUCCCAGCAGAAAAGGGGCAAAUCCCCAUCUCCACGUGGCCCUCCCAAAUGGCAGGCCAUCGGUGGGCCGUGACAUCAGCACUGUGCACGUGUGUGGCAGCCAUCUCUCUCCUGUACGUGGGCGAGGUGCAGGCUGACUGCUGGCUGAUCGAGGGCGAGAAGGGCUUUGUGUGGCUGGCCAUCUGCAGCCAGAACCAACCCCCUUACGAGUCCAUCCCUCAGCAGAUCAACAGCACCAUUUUGGACUUGAGGCUGAACGACAACAAGAUCAAGAGCGUGCAGUUCUCUUCCCUCAGCCGUUUCAGUAACCUCACAUACCUCAACUUGACCAAGAACGAGAUCUCCUACAUCGAGGAUGGUGCCUUCUCUGGACAGUACAACUUGCAAGUGCUGCAGCUCGGUUACAACCGCCUGAGGAACCUGACGGAGGGAAUUCUCCGGGGCCUGGGCAAGCUGGAGUACCUCUACCUCCAGGCAAACCUCAUCGAGACUGUCACCCCCAACGCCUUCGGGGAGUGCCUCAACAUAGUGAACAUUGACUUGUCCAUGAACCGGAUCCAGAGGCUGGACAGCAACACCUUCAGGGGCCUGAACAAACUCUCGGUUUGCGAACUCUACAGCAACCCCUUCUAUUGCUCCUGUGAGCUCCUAGGCUUCCUUCAGUGGCUUGAGGGCUUCACCAACAUGACACGCACUUAUGACCGCAUGCAGUGUGACUCACCGCCAGAUUACUCUGGCUACUACCUUUUAGGCCAAGGCCGGAGUGGAUACCGCAACGCCCUGGGCAUGCUCUCUUCCCUCUGCACCGGCGGCCCCUACACCAUGCCACCUUAUUUAAUCCCGCCUAAGAACCCAGUGACCACAGCUGUUGCUGAGAGCCCAUGCCCUGAAGAGGAGUGCUUCUCCGGAGACGGCACCACACCGCAGGCCUCGCUGCACACCCCUGUGAUUGAUCCGGGUCUGUUCCCUACCAUGAAAGUGAAGCAGCUGACCCACAACUCCGCUGUCCUGAGUGUGCAGAUCCCGGUGCCCUUCAGCAAGAUGUACACUUUGGCACAGUUUGAGAAUGGCCGCUACAAUGUCCUCACCAAGCUCUUGAAGAAGAAGGAAGACAUCACGCUGACGGACUUGGGCCCAAACGAAGACUACACCUAUUGCGUGAUGUCCUCCAACCGUGUCUCAAGGUACAAUUAUACUUGCCUCACCAUCAACCUCAACAAGCAUAACAAGGAAGAGCCAAUACCCAGCCCCUCGACUGCCACUCACUACAUCAUGACGAUCUUGGGCUGCCUAUUUGGCAUGGUCAUUGUCCUAGGGGUGGUGUACUACUGUCUCCGGAAGAGGCGCCAGCAGGAAGAGAAGCACAAGAAAGCUGCCGUCAACAUGAAGAAGACCAUCAUUGAGCUGAAAUACGGGCCAGAGAUGGAGACAACUGGCAUCUCUCAGCUGUCUCAAGGUCAGAUGCUGGGUGGUGAGACUUUGACCCGCAUCCCAUACCUUCCCUCUGUGGGAGAGGUUGAGCAGUACAAGCUGAUUGACAGCAGUGAGACCCCCAAGGCCACAAAGGGAAACUACAUGGAAGUGCGGACAGGCGAGCAGCCCGAGAGGAGGGACUGUGAGCUCCCCAUGCCACCAGACAGCCAGAGCUCCGUGGCAGAGAUCUCCACCAUCACAAAAGAGGUGGACAAGGUGAACCAGAUCAUCAACAACUGCAUUGAUGCCUUGAAAUCAGAAUCCACCUCCUUCCAGGGGGUGAAAUCGGGGGCGGUGUCCACUGCCGAACCUCAGCUGGUGCUCUUAUCUGAACAGAUACCCAGCAAACACAGCUUCCUAGCUCCGGUCUACAAGGAGAGUUACAACCACCCACUGCAGAGGCACCACAGCAUGGAGGCCCCCCCCAAACGUUGCAGCACUUCUUCCAGUGGCUCCAUACGGAGCCCCCGAUCCUUCCGCUCCGAGGGCUCCGGCCACAAAUCAGAAGCCAAAUAUAUUGAAAAGACGUCUCCAACCACAGACACCAUUCUCACUGUGACACCAGCGGCUGCAAUCUUACGGGCCGAGGCAGAGAAGAUCCGGCAGUAUAGCGAGCACCGGCACUCUUACCCAGGGUCCCAUCAGGGAGAGCAGCAUGAGAGCAUGGGCGGGCGCAAGCCCUCCAUCUUGGAACCUUUGACCAGGCCCCGCCCUAGAGACUUGGCCUACUCUCAGCUUUCCCCCCAGUACCACAACCUGAGCUACACCUCCAGCCCAGAGUACACAUGCAAACCGUCUCACAGCAUCUGGGAGCGUUUCAAACUGAACCGAAAGCGCCACAAAGAUGAGGAGGAGUACAUGGCAGCCGGCCACGCCCUGCGCAAAAAGGUCCAGUUUGCCAAAGACGAGGACCUUCAUGACAUCUUAGACUACUGGAAAGGGGUGUCUGCCCAGCACAAGUCCUGAGCCCUCCGCUUAACUCGUGACUUAAUACUGGACCAAUAGAAACAAAUAAAAUCAGCAGCAGCUAUUUUUAACCAAGACUUGUCUUUAAACACACACACACACACCUUAUGAGAAUCUAUAAUUAUUCUAUAUAAUGUAUCAGAGAGAGAGAGAGAGAGAGAGAGAGAGAGAGAGAGAGAGGUGUUUAAAGUUGUCUCACAUUUGUGGGCUCCACACAGAUCUGAAAACAGGGAGGGGAAUCGGAGAUGCUUAAACACUAAUAAGUAAACUGUGGAGUGAGAAAAGGUUUUCUUUUUGUUAAAAAAAAAAGAGGAAAAUUGAGUUUAAAAAAAACCCGAGAGAGAAACAACAGAAAAAGAGAGGGAGUGAGGCAGAAAAUGAAAGGAAAAAAUAUGGAGUAACCACGACUGCAUCGCAUGACUCAUGAUUCUGUGGUUUUUGUGGACUCUGUGUACAGUUUUGUCUUCUUCCUUUCAGUAACCAAAAGUAAAAGCAAACACAAAACAGUUAAAUCAGAAAAAGUUAGCAGAAGGAUUUUUUUUUUUUUUUUUAAGAUCAUUCUUUGGGCCUUUUGCAAAUGGAGUCUUCCAGUUUAGACUAUGAACCGCCUGAAGUCCCAUUUGUGCUUUUCUUUGGUGAAAGGUGACUGUGUCGCAUUGUGAAACCAACGCCGUUCUAUUGUACAGAGAGAAAAGAAAUUCUAUAUUUGCAAACGUUUGCUGUAUAACGAGAAAGAGUGAAAAAGAAAGGAAAAUAUUACAUCUACUAAAAGAAAUAUAUCUAUAUAUUCACCUGUUUGUACCAGGUUUUAAUCAUGGAUUUUAGAAAAAAGAAAGA